Phycodurus eques (leafy seadragon) is the source of this 1719-nucleotide messenger RNA. It is a transcript of the gene ggt1a, whose product is annotated as gamma-glutamyltransferase 1a. Bases 1 to 1719 code for a protein of 572 amino acids. Gene Ontology annotation, molecular function: glutathione gamma-glutamate hydrolase. The record is from RefSeq and is a predicted model, not a curated record. NCBI's taxonomy places the organism in Eukaryota, Metazoa, Chordata, Actinopteri, Syngnathiformes, Syngnathidae. The transcript is spliced from 12 exons. Gene Ontology annotation, cellular component: plasma membrane. Gene Ontology annotation, biological process: peptide modification; glutathione catabolic process; regulation of inflammatory response.
AUGGUUGCGAAGCCGCUGGCUGCUGGUCUGGUGGUCCUUCUGGUGCUUGUUGUGGGCCUGUUCCUCUUCAUAGGCUUGGGGAAGAAAAACAUGGCUCCCCCCUCAGGCCACUUGUUCUUAAGGGCUGCUGUCGCUACCGACGCUGGGAAGUGUUCAGAAGUCGGAAGGGAAAUUUUAAAGAAAAACGGUUCAGCGGUGGAUGCUUCCAUUGCUGCCUUGCUCUGUGUUGGCCUUUUUAAUGCACACAGCAUGGGCAUUGGUGGAGGGGUCUUCUUUGUCAUCUACAAUGCCUCUUCUGGUAGAGUAGAAACCAUUGAUGCAAGGGAGACCGCGCCCAAGAACGCCACUGAGGACAUGUUUGGCAACAACACACAACUUUCUCGCACAGGUGGACUGUCCGUAGCCAUUCCCGGGGAGAUUCGAGGCUAUGAGAUGGCCCACAAGAGACAUGGCAGGCUGGCAUGGAAGGAGCUGUUUGAGCCAAGCAUUGCCUUGGCUCGUGAAGGCUUUCCGAUUGGGAAAGCCUUGGCUUAUGCCAUCUUGAAAACCAAGGAUUCCAUUCAAGGAAACGCUAAUCUUUGUGAAGUGUUUUGUGAUUCACAAAAAAACAUUCUCAGGGAAAAUGACGUGAUAAGAUUCCCAAAGCUGGCAGACACAUACCAGAGAAUAGCAGAAGAGGGUCCCGACGUGUUCUAUAAUGGCUCAAUGGCACAGAGGCUCGUGGAAGACAUCCAGGCGGCAGGUGGGAUUAUCACCUUGGAUGAUUUAUUGGAGUACCAGCCAGUACUGAAUGAAAAUCCCCUGAAGAUGAGCGUUGGGGAAUACACCGUGCAUGUUCCGGAUGCCCCCUCCAGUGGCCCAGUGUUGGCACUCAUUCUCAACAUAGUGAAUGGGUACAACUUCACAGACACAAGUGUCUCUACAGCUGAGAAGAAGACCCUAACGUAUCAUCGCAUCGUAGAGGCUUUCCGUUUUGCUUACGCAAAGAGGAGCAGACUUGGGGACCCACAUUUUCUCAAUAUUACUGAUCUUAUCCAAAACAUGACAUCGGCCUACUUUGCCGAAGGCCUAAGGAAGAAAAUUACGGAUGACACCACUCAUCCAGACAUUUACUACGAGCCGGAUUAUUUUGUCCCAGACAACCACGGGACAGCUCAUCUGUCUGUCAUAGCUGAAGACGGAAGCGCCGUGGCAGCCACCAGCACCAUUAAUCUAUACUUUGGGUCCAAAGUCAUGUCUCGAUCAACUGGAAUCAUAUUUAAUGAUGAAAUGGAUGACUUCAGCUCUCCAUACAUAACCAAUGGCUUUGGAAUCCCUCCCUCCCCUAACAACUUCAUUCAACCAGGCAAGAGGCCUCUGUCCUCCAUGUCUCCCACAAUAAUCUUUGAUAAAGACAAAAGAGUUAAAAUGGUUGUCGGAGCAUCUGGGGGCACAAAAAUUACCACAGCUACUGCCUUGGUCAUUCUGAACUCCUUGUUCUUUAAGUACGACCUAAGGAAAGCGGUGACUGAACCGCGAGUACACAAUCAACUCAAUCCAAAUAUGACAGUAGUGGAGCAGGAUUUUGAAAAGAUAAUCCUAGAAGGCCUGAUCUGGAAGAACCAUGUAACACAGCUGCAGAGGACUCCAGAUUCUGUGGUUCAGGUGGUGAUGCGACAGGGAGGGCAUCUCCGCGCAGAAUCAGACCCCAGGAAAGGAGGAUACCCUGCUGGAUACUGA